AUGGACACUGGCGGUCUUGCUCAAAUGACUUACAACUCUUCUUUCAACAAUGGCGGUUCCAUUGGCGUUCCGAGUUCCAGCUUUUCCUCCCGCGGAAAGGGUUCUCAUAUCAAACGCCUGAGUGUUCCGCCUCCUCAUAUUUCCACGAUCGAUGAAUCUCAGCCGUCUGCGCCGCUUCAGACUCCUCGUACCAGCCGCUCUCAUUUGCUGGCUGGCUUGAGGACUGCUCCAAAAUCCGCGACGAUCCCUUCUGCGCACCAGCAGCACCUCGGUCAGGACAACCAUCGGUAUGCCGUUCGUCCCGACCGAGCUGCUGAUCGUGUGCCGCAGACCGCGACGGGAACUGGAUUUCCCCGCCACUCGUUCGCCUCGAAUCAGAAUGUGGAUACGAAUACUGGUCGUCCGGUGUACACCCUGCCGGAGCAGGUGCUCGCACCUCCGGUCCUCGACGUUGGCGCCGACCUGCCCAUGGACGAUAAUUUGUACGCAGAAAUGAUGUCCACCAACUUGUUCUUGGCAGCCCAGCAGCAACGCCUACAGCAACAAUUGAUCAGCGUCACCACGGCGGCUCAGCAGUUCCAGGGUCUCAGCCUGGGAAUGCCUGUUGCCUCGCAGCAAUCCCUUUCUCUGCCUGGCAUGGGCUUCUACCAGCAGCAGCUCCAACAGGGGGUGCAGCCGAUCGUUCAGCCGGUUCUUGGCCAGCCUGGUCUCUUUUCUGUCUUUAACCCUCUCACUGGUCAGCAAAACUACAUCUAUGACAAUUCCGCCCAGCAGCAACAGCAACCGCAACAGCAACAGCAGCAACAGGAUGCUGAAGACCUGCACGUUCCUACUUUCCGUGCUGAAGUUUCCCCUCCGCCGGAGUCGAGACAGCUGCAGCGCUCUGUUUCUCCCCCCAAGUCCAGUCCUUCCCCUCUCCAGGAAGUUACUCCCUUGCCCCCGCCGUCUGCGAACGCCUUUCGAAGAGGCCACAAGAAGAGCUCGUCCUUCGCGCCUAGGGCGCUUGAUACAGCCAAGGCCAACAACACUGCCGUGAACAGUGCUGUUCCUAAGACCGCCGCAUUGCCUCCGAAGACCUCCGCGUUGCCCCAAACACCGGCCACAGGAACCUUUGGUCCCGGACAAGGACGUGCGGGUGAGCACCCUAUUCGCCAGCCUCGUGGACCGCCCUCGAUAGAGGAGCUGGUAGCGAAGCCCACUUCCAAGCAUGAAGGUAGCAAGAACUUCGCGACGCGUCAGCGACGCCGCGCUGUUCACAACCUGGUGCGUGCGGGAAUUGAGCGACGCGGAGAGACUCGCAGCUUCGGUUACCACAGCAGUGGAGGCACCAACACCCCAGCGAGCGAGAAAGAGUUCACCUUCUCUGAUAGCGACGACGCUACUGUGCGUAGCGGCAGUCUGUCCAGCAAGCCCAGCUUGGGCAGCCUGCGUGCCGCGGCUAAUGGCGCCAUUGGUUCCGAGAGGAAGGAAAGAUCUUCUCGGGAGCGCAAGUCGGAAAGCCCUUACAGCGGUACUCCCACCAGUGAGGACGGUGGAAGCUUCUUCGGUCCCUCCGGCAAGUUCGCGGACGUCCGUGCGGAUCACAGUUCGUCUCCUACAGGAACGCCUUCAGUUGCUGCAGUCGUUGCUGGACAGAAGACGGCAGCUCCGGGUCCCGAGAGACGCAAGACUCCGAUGCUUGUGUUAUCUAGCGCCGAAAAGCGCAAGACCCCGAUUGUUUAA
This is a messenger RNA of Aspergillus glaucus CBS 516.65, 1722 nucleotides long. RefSeq lists its product as uncharacterized. The coding region runs from base 1 to 1722 and encodes 573 amino acids. The record is from RefSeq and is a predicted model, not a curated record. The transcript has 2 exons. NCBI's taxonomy places the organism in Eukaryota, Fungi, Ascomycota, Eurotiomycetes, Eurotiales, Aspergillaceae.